CGCAAUCGGCAGCUCCAUUUACAACCCACUUCUCCCUGGAGAAGCCAGAGACCUUCGAAGAGGGGCAGGGGGAGGGACCAGCAAGAGGAGCGCAGCCCCCGCUGGUACCCGGGGGAAGCUUGGAAGGCGCUCGCUACAGGGCUUGCUCGCCAGGCUACUCUUUUCCCCUCUCCCUCCCCCUUUCUCUCCAUUCUCCACCCCUCCACCAGCUCCCGCGGUGCAGGGAGAGAUUUGGAGAGGACUAGUAAGCGUGGCGAGAGGGACACUUGGAGGACUCGGAGGUGUGCGAGUCUGCCUACUGGUCCGUGUGCGAGAAGCCAAGUAUGGAGUGGAGUUACCUGUUGGAAGUCACCUCCCUGAUCGCUGCCUUCUCCCUGCUGCAGCGCUCCAGCGGGGCGGCCGCUGCCUCGGCCAAGGAGCUGUCGUGCCAAGAGAUCACUGUGCCCCUGUGCAAGGGCAUCGGCUAUAACUACACCUACAUGCCCAACCAGUUCAACCACGACACGCAGGACGAAGCGGGCCUGGAGGUGCACCAGUUCUGGCCCCUGGUGGAGAUCCAGUGUUCGCCCGAUCUCAAGUUCUUCCUGUGCAGCAUGUACACGCCGAUCUGCCUGGAGGACUACAAGAAGCCGCUGCCGCCCUGCCGUUCGGUGUGCGAGCGAGCCAAGGCCGGCUGUGCCCCACUCAUGCGCCAGUACGGCUUCGCCUGGCCGGACCGGAUGCGCUGUGACCGGCUGCCCGAGCAGGGCAACCCAGACACCCUGUGCAUGGACUACAACCGUACCGACCUCACCACCGCCUCGCCCAGCCAGCCACACCACCACCACCCACCGCCGCCGCCGCCCCCCCUGCCAGGCGAGCAGCCGCCCCCGGGCUCCGGGCACCACCGGCCCUCCGGGGGCCGGCCCCCGCACCGGGGCAACGGCGGCGGCAAGAGCUCGGAGGCUCCUGCUCCCCCGUCCCGGGGCGGAGGCGGGAAAUCCCGGGUCCCUGGAGGCGGCUCCUCCCCCUGCGAGCCCGGCUGCCAGUGCCGUGCGCCCAUGGUGUCUGUGUCCAGCGAGCGGCACCCCCUGUACAACCGGGUCAAGACGGGGCAGAUCGCCAACUGCGCCCUGCCCUGCCACAACCCUUUCUUCAGCCAGGACGAGCGCGCUUUCACUGUUUUUUGGAUCGGCCUCUGGUCAGUGCUCUGCUUCGUCUCCACCUUCGCCACUGUCUCCACCUUCCUCAUCGACAUGGAACGCUUCAAGUACCCUGAGCGACCCAUCAUCUUCCUCUCCGCCUGCUACCUCUUCGUCUCAGUUGGCUACCUGGUGCGCCUGGUGGCCGGGCAUGAGAAGGUGGCGUGCAGCGGCGGGGCCGCUGGAGCUGGCGGCGCGGGCGGGGCUGGCGGUGGGGCGGGGGCCGCGGGGGCCGCGGCGGCUGCGGGGGGCCCUGGCGGGCGGGGCGAGUACGAGGAGCUGGGCGCGGUGGAGCAGCACGUGCGCUACGAGACUACAGGCCCGGCGCUGUGCACGGUGGUCUUCUUACUCGUCUACUUCUUCGGCAUGGCCAGCUCCAUCUGGUGGGUGAUCCUGUCGCUCACCUGGUUCCUGGCUGCGGGCAUGAAGUGGGGCAACGAGGCCAUCGCGGGCUACUCGCAGUACUUCCACCUGGCUGCCUGGCUGGUGCCCAGUGUCAAGUCCAUCGCGGUGCUGGCGCUCAGCUCGGUGGACGGCGACCCUGUGGCAGGCAUCUGCUACGUGGGCAACCAGAGCCUGGACAACCUGCGGGGCUUCGUGCUGGCGCCGCUGGUCAUCUACCUCUUCAUCGGCACCAUGUUCUUGCUGGCCGGCUUCGUGUCGCUCUUCCGCAUCCGUUCGGUCAUCAAGCAGCAGGGAGGCCCCACCAAGACGCACAAGCUGGAAAAACUCAUGAUCCGCCUGGGCCUCUUCACCGUUCUCUACACCGUGCCCGCCGCUGUCGUGGUAGCUUGCCUCUUCUACGAGCAGCACAACCGCCCCCGCUGGGAGGCCACCCACAACUGCCCCUGCCUGCGGGACCUGCAGCCGGACCAGGCCCGCCGGCCAGACUACGCCGUCUUCAUGCUCAAGUACUUUAUGUGCCUCGUGGUGGGCAUCACCUCGGGCGUGUGGGUCUGGUCUGGAAAGACGCUCGAGUCCUGGCGGGCCCUGUGCACCCGCUGCUGCUGGGCCAGCAAGGGAGCUGGCCCCGGCGGAGGAGCCGCAGCAGCCGCCGUGGGCGCGGGAGGAGGAGCGGGGGGAGGAGGAGGAGGAGUAGGGGGAGGCGGCGGCGGGGGAGGAGGAGUGGGAGGCGGAGGAAUGGGAGGAGGGGGCUCUAUGUACAGCGAUGUCAGCACGGGCUUGACGUGGAGAUCGGGCACCGCCAGCUCGGUGUCCUAUCCCAAACAAAUGCCAUUAUCCCAGGUCUAGAAGGGGGGCAGCAGUGGGCAAAAAAAAAAAAAUGGACUUCACGGAAAAGGACUAGGCGGGGGUGAGAAGAAGAGGGGAGAAGGGACCUUUGACUGUCGAAGUUCCCACCCCCACCCCCCUUCCCUGUGUUGAUUGCUAUUAGCAUGAUAAUGAAGUCUUAAUGGUAUCCAUUAGCCGGGACUUGAAUGAUUUGGUUAGAACAAUGUACCUGGCAUUGAAGACUCGCAGACCCUAUCUCCCCCCCACCCCUUCCUCCAUUUAUAUGCAAGGAACUCUUUCUGCAAGGCAAUGUUAAUUUUUGUUGUUGUUGGCAAAGAAGGGUGGACUCAGCCCAAUCUCUAGAACGGAAGGCAAGAAGCUUUCACUCCUGGUCCUGUGCUUCGCCUGGAAACCCAAAGAGCAGCAGCACAUGUCGAUUGAGGGCUGUGUCUUCCUUCCCCCCGAUACAUACACUCACUCUCUUACAUAAACUCUUAUGAUUAAUGCAUCCUAGAGGAGGGAUGAUCAUGACUUGAUGGGACUGCAAGGUUUGGGUUUUCUUAAUGACCAGGCAAAUGCCUUAAACAAACAAAACCAUGUCUUAAUUAUACACCCCAAGUAAAUACGGGUUUCUUACAUUAAAGGAUGUAUUUAUAUAAUUAUUUGUUAACUUGUAAAAAUAUGUAAAAUAUGUACAUAUCAAAAGAUAUACUGUCUGUACAUUUUUUGUAAAAAGUUUAGAGGCUACCCCUGUAAGAACAAAUAUGACUAUUCUAUUUUGUCAAUAAAAUGACUUUUGAUAAAUGAUUUCAGCUUUGCCCUCUCCCCCUGCCUGUUCUAAACUGUUACUCUUUAAACUACUUCCUGAAAGAUAAAGAAAGCAUCAUGCAAGAAAAUAAUUUUCUACAUAGUAAAAUACUGUAUGCUGCCCUGAGGCCUAGAGAAGCAUUACCUCUGUUAAAAAACUUGAAUUCCUAAAUUGUUUGCAAAGUAAAUAUUGUUUAGCUGGAAUCCAAGCUGAGUCUUUGCACCAUUUCAAGUGAUGUUGUUUAUUGCAACAGCUCUAUCCUUUGGCUAAUGACUAUCAUGAGAGUAGUUACAUAUGUGUAAACUGAAUUCAUGCAAGGCAGUCAUUACCCUUAGGCUUUGAUUAUUUAUCCUGUAAAAUAUGACUAAAGUUUAAAAUCGCUACGGUUUUAUUUCUGUUGUCUCUGAUUUUCUAAACCCCUGGUAUUCCAGGGACUACACGCUGCAGAAGUGUGAAGGUUAAUGCUUUAAAACCAAUCCACCGGACUUUACAGUAUAAGUCCCUUGAAAUUGGGUGUAGGUAGAUCAGGCUCUCUUUAAUAGAUUAAACUAACGGGUUAACAUCUUAAUAAGCUAUCAUACUUGUGUAUAUCAAAUGUGGUUCUUUUCUAAGAGAAAAGGUAUUGUUCCUCUGUCAAGACUAAGCUAAUUUAUUUGAGCAGAAGGCUGUUGAAUUAGCAGAAGAACGCUUUGGCAAUUGUUGAACUUUUUACCUGUCUGCCCAGUGGCUCAGCACAUCAUUCCUUUAAGAGGAGCUAAAUGAAUAGGGUUAAUCUGUAGGGAACUUGGUCUUUUGAGUUUGAAAAACUUUGAUCUUUUCUCCUCUCCAAAUGUGAUGUAUAGUCUGAAGUUUCUUUCCCUGCUGCCGGGUUCCUCUUGUUGCAGACCAAUUGGCCACCAUGGAGCCUUAAAGUUCUUCAAUUAAGGGCAUGUGGGACUUUUGCUUAAAAAAAAAAAAGAGGGAGAGGGAGAGAGAGAGAGGAAGACUUGUAACAGUUAGGGAACACCAGAGGGAAAAGGGAGAGCAGCCUUUUAAACAGAUUUUCCCUUCAUUGUUAGCCAGACUACAGGCAGCAAGGCAUGGGUUGAAGCAUUAUAGAAAAGAGCUGUGAAUACCCUACAGGUGGUCUGUUCACAUAAUCCCCCAAUUUAAAGCAUUUUCCUUUGCCGGACAAUUGCAUUACAAAACUCCCUUCUUUUUCACUCCUAAUUGAACCAAUGAACUAUUAUAAACUACAAGUUUUUUUUUCUUUAAAAAAAAAUCCCGUGUCUAAAAUCUAUUGACUAAAUUCUGGCAAAUUUUCUGAGCUGCAGUCUUUUAAGGCACCGGAAGUAAAAGCUUCUUCAUCAGACAUUUCUUCUUUUCAGAUAUUUUUAUGCCUUAUGCUUGUUAUUUUCUGUCAGAUUAGCAAUAAUGUAAAAGUAAUUGGUAAGGUUGUGUGUUAGCAUUGAAAAGAUAGCCCCAGGUCCCUUAUUAACCUGUCAAUCAAGAUAAGAGAUGGGCAGCUACCCUACUAAUGACAUAGGCAUCAAUCAUCAUUUGUGGGAAAAACCUUCUCCAUUGAGCUAAGACUUGUUUUUUGGAUCCCCUAAAGAUAUUUUUCCCUUUCUGUAAUAGGAAUUUCCAGUUGUCUUCAGUCUUUUAAAAUACAGGUUGGGAAUGAAAUCAGAAGACUGAGCUUUUUCCACAGUCUUUGGGUUAGUAAAUGCCCUUUAAGUUUGUUUUCCAUCAGGACUAUCACACAGUAAUAUUUUUGAAACAUCCUCCCAGAGUUAUCCUUGCUAUUAACUGUAUUUCUGUUUAGAAUGCAAGCUGCAAAGCUAGGUUAGAUUGCUCCCAUCUGUCUUAAAGUUGAAGGAAGUUUUAAAACACUUAGCUGCCCAGCAUUUUUCUUAAAUAAUUGUCACUUUGUAACUUAGGUACCAGUAAAUGGUCAACAUAUUCAAUGGGAUGAUUAUCAUCUACUGUAUAUUACACAAGUAAGUUCUGAACUAUGAGGCAUUGUCAAGUGGUGGGUUAAUGAAAAAAUUGUACAGCUUGAAGUGGGCUUUUACCCACUUCAGGAAAAGGAAAGAGAGAUGCCAGAAGAUACUGGUUGGCAUGUUGGUUUUCCAUUGUGGUAAGACAUUCCUUUCAACCCCAACAAAUGUUAUCAACCAAUUUUCAACAAAGUACUGCAACCAAAGUUUCUUCUGUCACUAUUUAGAACACAAAUUAUGGCCUAUAAGACAGCUUAUUUGAUUAACUUAAUAUAGCUAUAAAGUAUUACAAAUAUAACCAGUUUUUUAAAACCUGUAACAUAAUGAAUACUACUAGUAAGUAAAUAUUCUUACCACCAACCUAGGGGAGGGGGAAUUGCUGUUAAAUGCAAAUAUUGUUCAUUUCCUUUUAAAGUUAGGACAUUUGGAUAACAAAGUUGCCAGGAUCUAUUCAGUAUUGCUUUCUGAAAUUGAAUCCCCCAAAUGGAUUUUUUUUGGGGGGGGAAUAUUAAGGAAGGAGAAAACUGAAUUACCAUUUCUUAAUUUAGCUGCUUACAUUGAUCACAAAAAGAAUGCAAUUAGCUGUAAAAAAUACUUUGCACUGUAUAUAGAUACACUUAUUACAUAUGAACUCUGUAUCAGUUCUUGGAAAUGCUGUGAAAUCUGGGGUUGUGGUUACAGCAUGGCUAUAAUAUCAAUGUAAAUAAAAUUUAUGGGGUUGAAAACUAUAAGAAAAACCAAAGUUCAUUAAAAUAUGUUGUGGGAAAAGUUCAGUGAAACACUUUCCUCUUUAUCAUAAAUCCCAUUUGAAAAUGGCAUAAAAGGGAAGCAAUAAGUUUACAUGAAAAUAGAAAAGGCAAGCCAUAUGAAAUAACAGCUGGAUAUUCCAAGUGCCUGUAACACUUCAAAAGUUUUAUUGGGGGGAAAAUUCUGAUUCUUGCUCAAAACCACAAGUAACUUAAGUGGUAAAAUGUACUAGGAAAUGAGGUUAAAUAUAAACAGCUAACAAGGCACAAUGUGCAUGUAACUAUGACUCAAAUAAAAAUAAUCUCCAAAUCAGAUGACUCAGGUUAGAAACGUGAUAAGAGAGCUAUAAGAGAUCAUUUGCUUGUAUGUACGGAUGGAUUCUAGACAUCAGAAAUUGAAAUUUGUGUUGUACUGCCAUCUUGUGGUAUGAAGAAGCUGCACAUGUCUCAGAACCUGUUAAUAAAGAAGCAAUUAAAAUUGGA
Messenger RNA from Trichosurus vulpecula (common brushtail), 6427 nucleotides. RefSeq names its product frizzled class receptor 8 (gene FZD8). Gene Ontology annotation, cellular component: plasma membrane. Lineage: Eukaryota; Metazoa; Chordata; Mammalia; Diprotodontia; Phalangeridae. Gene Ontology annotation, molecular function: Wnt receptor activity; Wnt-protein binding. Gene Ontology annotation, biological process: canonical Wnt signaling pathway; non-canonical Wnt signaling pathway. The record is from RefSeq and is a predicted model, not a curated record.